Rasamsonia emersonii CBS 393.64 is the source of this 783-nucleotide messenger RNA. Its product is annotated as Transcription initiation protein. Gene Ontology annotation, biological process: transcription initiation at RNA polymerase II promoter; transcription preinitiation complex assembly. The transcript has a single exon. Gene Ontology annotation, molecular function: RNA polymerase II general transcription initiation factor activity; TBP-class protein binding. The annotation marks the transcript as partial. Gene Ontology annotation, cellular component: transcription preinitiation complex; nucleus. The record is from RefSeq and is a predicted model, not a curated record. NCBI's taxonomy places the organism in Eukaryota, Fungi, Ascomycota, Eurotiomycetes, Eurotiales, Trichocomaceae.
AGAAGCGACAGGUUUUUCACGAUCCAUAUUGAUCAACUCGACGCUGCAACCAUGGCGACCGCAACUCCUGGAGUGAGGGAAGGGCCCUCGACGUGGAGGAAGAACCUCUCGGCCCAUCUCAUCUGCCCUGAAUGCAAGGAGGUUCCCCCGAACCUCGAGUUUCCCGACUCCCACGAGACUGUCUGCGGCUCGUGUGGGUUGGUGCUCUCAGAUCGCGAGAUCGAUAUGCACUCCGAAUGGCGUACCUUCUCGAAUGAUGAUCAGAACAAUGAUGACCCGUCUCGUGUCGGUGACGCCGCGAACCCUCUCUUGAAUGGCAACCAGCUCGAGACGCAGAUCGCCGCGGGUGCCACAGGCAAGGCUCGCGAAUUAUACCGUGCCCAGAACAAGCAGUCGAGUGAAAAGACGAACAAGUCGCUUCUCGCGGCGUACAAGGAGAUCGGAGCGCUGUGCGAUGGCUUUAACAUUCAGAAGAAUGUGGCCGAUACAGCGAAGUAUCUCUUCAAGAUCGUUGACGACGCGAAGGCGUUCAAAGGCAAAUCUCAGGAUGUGAUCAUUGCUGGAUGCAUCUUCAUCGCUUGCCGCCAGUGCAAAGUGCCUCGAACGUUUACUGAGAUCUUCGCGGUGACCAAGGUCACGCGCAAAGAGAUUGGUAGGAUCUACAAGGCGCUGGAGAAGUUCUUCACCGCCCAGAAUCUGGAGAGAAUUAAUAACGUUGUGCAGAAUGGAGGUAAGUAUUCAAGACUGCAGAUGUUCAUCUUUUCAUUUGCGGGCAUGUAUUAA